AUGCAAAACAUUAUCUCGAAAGGACAAGUUUUCCCGGGUGAUUCUAACCCCUACGACGCUGAUACCGAUCUACUAUACAAUGCAUUUGUCGUGGCUUGUGAUCUAUUGUGUGGUACCCUCAAGCUCUGCAGGUAUAUCCAGGAGCUACAUACAACAAUACAGGGGUGGAGAGAUAGCUUGGAGCUCAUCAGUAAUCAACUGAACAACCCGGACCCGGAGAUCCUUAAUGAGUACUUCGCAAAAGCAGACUCAGAUAUCGUGCAUAACAUUUUUGAGUUGAUGGCGCAGGAAAUUAGUCCUUCUGGAAAGUUCAAUAUCUGGGUUGAUAACCAAGAUGCGGCUGGAUGGUGCGUCCAGGAUGCUGUUGAAUGUUACAUCAUUGAUGUGGAUAAGAACUCAGAAGAGGAAAGAUUCCUCAGAGGCCUAGGCAUCACUGGGCCUGUUGAGGGAGAUGCGAUCUAG
Molecule: messenger RNA, 462 nt
Organism: Penicillium lagena
Lineage: Eukaryota; Fungi; Ascomycota; Eurotiomycetes; Eurotiales; Aspergillaceae
Exons: 2
Coding region: 1-462 (153 amino acids)
Source: RefSeq, a predicted model, not a curated record